Glycine soja is the source of this 738-nucleotide messenger RNA. Its product is annotated as protein diaphanous homolog 1-like. The coding region runs from base 1 to 738 and encodes 245 amino acids. The transcript has a single exon. NCBI's taxonomy places the organism in Eukaryota, Viridiplantae, Streptophyta, Magnoliopsida, Fabales, Fabaceae. The record is from RefSeq and is a predicted model, not a curated record.
AUGGCUCCCUUCCAUGGCUGCCAUACCAACUUUCACUACCACAACCCACACCACUCGCCAAACAGAGCUUACAUGGCUGCCAUACCAACUUCCACUACCACAACCCACACCACUCGCCAAACGGAGCUUCCAUGGCUGUCAUACCAACUUCCACUACCACCACCCACACCACUCGCCAAACGGAGCUUCCAUGGCUACCAUUCCAGCUCAAACCACCACAAUCCACAACACUCGCCAAACCACCUUGAAUUUUCUUCCGCUACCAAGGACCAUCUUGAGGCCGCCUUGGCCAACCUUGCUGCAGCUCAACGCCGCCUCGACUCCACACUAGAUGCUCUUCUCCUAAAACUGUCUCUGAGAACCAGCUACCACUACCCUUCUUCCUCCGUGCAGUCACCACUGCCACCACCGCCGUCCAUGCCAACUCCACCUCCAUUUUCCGCACUCAUACAAUUGCGCCCCACACCCUUACUGACUUCGCUGCCCAUGCCAACUCCCUCACCCAUGCCGACUCUGCCGUCCAUGCCACCUCCGUCACCCAUGCCGACUCCGCAGCCCAUGCCACCUCCGUCGGCCAUGCUGCCUUCGCUUCCCAUGCCAACGACGCCUCCAUCCGCGCAACCAUCCCUUCCACCAUUGUCGGGUUCGCUUCCUAUGCCUGCUCUUCAUCGGUCCUAUCUCGGUCUCGUUUGCACUGCCAUUUACAUCAACAAGUUCAUCAACAUCGUUCCUCUUUAA